This is a messenger RNA of Rhipicephalus microplus (southern cattle tick), 1042 nucleotides long. RefSeq names its product BOS complex subunit TMEM147. NCBI's taxonomy places the organism in Eukaryota, Metazoa, Arthropoda, Arachnida, Ixodida, Ixodidae. The record is from RefSeq and is a predicted model, not a curated record.
CUUUGUGCGGGAUAACAACAUGGCACCUCCCACUCUAAUGAGGAAAAGAAGCCGAUUUUAAUUUGUUUCUCAGAUUUCCGUGUCAGUGCUGCGAAUAAUCGCGAAGAAGAUCUCGUGGAGUUUAGUGGGCGGCAUAAGGAAAUAAGGCAGUUUGUAUCGCGAAGUGCUCGUAUUAUAACUUGCGAUGACAUUAUUUCACUUCGGAAACUGCGUCGCCCUGGCAUACGUGCCCUACCUCCUCACGUACAAGUACUCCGGAUUAUCUGAAUAUGGAGCAUUCUGGAAGUGUGUACAGGCUGCAGCUAUGUAUAUCAUUAUGCAGCUCUGCAAAAUGCUGAUCCUGGCAACAUUUUUUCCCCCCGGUGAUGUUUCCUCGGUUGGCGGCUUCGAUGUUCUUGGGGAGUUCCUCAAGGCCACUGUUGAUCUUGCCGACCUCGUGGGCCUGCACAUAGUGAUGACCAAGGUGGCCGGCAAGGGCGAGACCAAGUUCUUGGUUGCUGGUCUGGGAUGGGCCAGUGCCGAGCUGCUCAUGACUCGCUUCGUGCCUCUGUGGGUUGGCGCUCGCGGCAUGGAGUUUGACUGGCGCUACGUGCAGCUCAGCUUUGACUCCAACAUUUCUCUGGUUAACCACAUCAGCACAGCCACACUGGUUUGGCUGUGGAACCGACACGACCUGCGCAAGGUUCACCUUCCCAUGGUGACAGUGCUGCUUGCCAUCACCUGCUACCGGUCGCUGCUCGUUGAGCUUAUGGUGCAAACUUUGGCGUUUGGUCCUUGGCUUGUGUUGGCCGUCAAACUGAUGGCAGCCAUCAGUGUUGGUCUCAGCGCCCUCCACAUCUACUUAAGUCUAACACAAAGCAUGAACUCGUACUGAUGCUUUCCAUUCCUGCUUUGCAGUGCCAUUCUGCCAUAGUCACCUCAUCUAACAUCUUAAGUUUAUGUUUAGAAAUACAAAACUAUUUUUACAAUUCAGUCUGUGCUCUUGUUUGUUGCAUGUUUGUGUCAAGUACAACAACAUAAAAUGUCUUUUUUACUGUCAAAA